AUGAUAAAACACAGUGCCGUUGCAAGUUUAAUCUAUGAAAGAGCAGCAAAAGAGGUUCGAGUGGAGGGCCAACCGAGCAGGCAGCCAAGCCGGCCGAAGGGGCACAGCCACCCGGCCUGCCGCUGUAUCAGAGGGAGAGGUGGAGAGAGCCGACAGUGUAAAGCGAUGGAAGGAAUCGGAACGCUGCACAGCUUUCUACCAGAUCUUCAAAGUGCACUAUGCGAAACGUUUACGGACGCCGAAUGCAGCAUGGAGAAGACGCCGAAUCUGGCCGAAGCACCGUUCCGGUUGGCCUUCAACACCAUCGGCACCAAACUGUACCUGAUUCCAACGAACAGUACAUCUCCAAAAGACUAUCAUCUGUUAGCUUCGUUGACGGACGGAGAUGUGGUAACCGACAGCACUGCUGCAGAUACGAUUCACUUGGUACUCGAGGGAGGUGAUGACUGGCGUAGUCCAAUACAAAAAUACUUCAACAAGGCUAUAGGGACUGAAUGGUGUUUUGUCGCUAUCGAACUUCAAGAAAACACUUCAACCAUCUCGAUAUUUUCACCGCAAACCAAGGGCGUUAAAAAUUUGACAGAAAAGAGUUCCGUUUGGCUGGCUCCAAUAUCUACUGCACCGGCAUGCAUAGAUUCUCCACCGAAGCCGAAAGUCAUUAAAAAAACUACAGUGAAAAAAACUUCAGAUAAAUCUGCAGCGACAACUACAACUAAAGUCACAAAAUCGUCGUCUGGUACAAAAAUUAUCCGCAAAAAAAUCAUUCCAAAAGAUUCCCAAUCGUUGACCAAUGGUGAGGUUAAAGAGAAGCAACUGAAUGGUGUUAAAAAGAUUGGACCCGACAAAAUAACCAAAACGAAUGACGAAUCGCUCAAAAACGAUAGCACUAACGGUGAAGCUUCUGGCGCUGAUUCUGGUAUUUCAAUAGCAGAUUCUGAUAACGAAAAAUCUCAAAAGAACGAUACGGUUUCAACAACAGAAAACUUUUCAAUAGGCUCAGUAUAUAUUGAACAGCCCAACAAAUUUGGAAGUGAGAAACGAAAUUUUCAACUAAAAGUUGAAUCCAACAUUGAGAAUAACGUUAGUGCAACCAGUGAGACGAACUCCAAUGUUGCUGUUAAAGACGGCGAUUUCAGCACUACGUUUACUAUGAGGCUAAAUAAUAUUAGUGAUAAUCUAGGUAAGAAUGAAAUUAGGCCGAAAAAAAUGGAGAGGAUUCCCGAAGAAGAUGAAAAACAAAGAGCUGAAGACACGACAAAAAAGAAGGCUUUUGGUGUCAAUGGAGAUUAUGGAAUGGUUUACAGCAAAACCAUCAAAACUGGCAGCAGCAUCGACGAAGACAGGUGCAGUCGCGAGCAAAGUUCAGCCUCUUCUAGAUUAACGCCAGCUUCCGAAUCAAGCGAUCGAGAAACUCUUGUGCAAAACAAAGCUGAAAAAGAAAGACAUAGUACUCCACCAUCCAUACAUGUUCGAGAGGUUGUAUUAAGAAGCCGCUACGAAAUCCCUGUUCAAGUGCUGCAACAAGUUUUAAAGAAGUUUUCUUACAAAGAGGUAAGAAACUUGAACUCUGCAUAA
Enterobius vermicularis (human pinworm) is the source of this 1575-nucleotide messenger RNA. Lineage: Eukaryota; Metazoa; Nematoda; Chromadorea; Rhabditida; Oxyuridae. The record is from the annotation of a GenBank genome assembly.